Phaeodactylum tricornutum CCAP 1055/1 is the source of this 1827-nucleotide messenger RNA. RefSeq lists its product with no specific name. Gene Ontology annotation, molecular function: ATP binding; ABC-type transporter activity; ATP hydrolysis activity. Gene Ontology annotation, biological process: transmembrane transport. Lineage: Eukaryota; Bacillariophyta; Bacillariophyceae; Surirellales; Neidiaceae. The record is from RefSeq and is a predicted model, not a curated record. Bases 1 to 1827 code for a protein of 608 amino acids. The transcript is spliced from 2 exons. Gene Ontology annotation, cellular component: membrane.
AUGGCCUUUCCCUACUACAAGGAAAGCAAAACGGGACGUAUCCUGUUGACCGGUCUCCUCGGACUCACACUCGCCAACUCGGGCGUUUCCGUGCUCUUCAGUUACCUCGGUAAGGACUUUUGGAACGCUCUCAGUGCCAAGGAUACCGCAGACUUUUACAACGUCCUGCAAAAAUACCUCGGCGCUUUGCUGCUCGGGGCCCCCGUCGCUACCUUUUACAAGUACCAGCGCGAACAACUCGCCGUACACUGGCGCGAGUGGAUGACGGCUCGUACCUUUUCUCUAUACGCAUCCAAUCGCGUCUACUACAACAUUGAACGAUCCAACGCGAUCGACAAUCCCGAUCAGCGCAUCGCCGAAGACGUCAACACCUUUACGGCCUAUUCCUUGCAACUCGUGAUCACCCUAUUGACCUCCUUGAUUGAUCUACUCUCCUUUGCCACCAUUCUCUGGAGUAUCUAUCCACAAUUGUUCGGCGCCAUUAUACUCUACGCCUUUGGUGGGACCUUCAUCACUACCUUAUUGGGACGCUCCUUGGUUUCGCUCAACUUUUCGCAGUUGCAGAAGGAAGCCAAUUUCCGUUACAGCUUGGUACGCUUACGGGACAAUUCCGAAUCCAUCGCCUUUUACGGCGGCGAAGAUUUGGAAGGACAGGCCAUCGAACGCCGUCUCGAAAACGUCAUGGGCAAUCAACGUAAAAUCAACGCCGCCCAACGGAAUCUCGAACUCUUUACCAACAGUUACCGCUACCUCGUCCAGAUUCUGCCCGUCGCUGUCGUCGCCCCCAAGUACUUUGCCGGAGAAAUACCCCUCGGUGUCAUUUCCCAAUCGGUCGGCGCCUUUAACCACAUUCUCUCCGAUCUCAGUAUCAUCGUGAAUCAGUUUGAACGGCUCAGUUCCUUUUCCGCCGGUAUUGAACGCUUGAGUGGAUUCUACCAAGCCAUGCGGGAAGCCGAUUUGGAACGCGCCGAUGAUGGACCCUUGUUCUCCCGGACCUUUGACCCUCACAACGGCGCCUACCGUGACCGCACCGUCUUGUCCAUUGAACACCUGGACUUGUGCACACCCGAUCAGAAACGUUUGUUAAUCAAGGAUCUCAAUUUACAGCUCCGGGAAGGCGAAAAUCUAUUGAUUGUUGGAAACAGCGGCGCCGGAAAAUCGAGUUUGUUGCGUGGGAUUGCCGGAUUGUGGACGGUCGGGAACGGUGUCGUCAGCCGACCCGUCGAUGAGGAAGUAUACUUCUUACCCCAACGACCCUACUGCACCAUUGGGAGUCUCCGCGAUCAGUUACUCUAUCCCGCAAUCAACGCGCAGGAAUACGACGGGGCCGAAGCCAACGGUCAAAAGAUUGUACCGCGCUCCCACAUUCUAAAGGACCAAUGGACGGACGAGGAGCUGUUGCUGGUACUGGAAAAGGUCGAUCUCGUGGAAGUGGCCGAACGCGCCGGAGACGGCGACGCAACCAAGGGUUUGGAAGCUGUCUUGGACUGGAGCAAUAUGUUGAGUUUGGGCGAACAACAGCGAUUGGCCUUUGGACGAUUGCUGGUCAACCGACCCCGUCUCGUAAUAUUGGAUGAAGCCACAUCGGCCCUGGACAUGGUCUCCGAAGCGCGCAUGUACAACGUACUGAAGAAUAUGGCCCGCAAGGAAUUGACCGGUAGCGCCAAACUAUCCGCUCCCGGCUUGACGUAUGUAAGUGUAGGACAUCGACCAAGCUUGUUGGCCUAUCACGACAAACGACUACGGCUCAUGGGUGAAGAAGACCACGAAGUGACAACUGUUGAGAAGGAACAAGUCCAACUUCAAAACCAAAUACAAAAUCUGUAA